AUGCCAAAAUCAUCCCGAAAGAAGAAUCACCAGAAAUUGCAAAUGGACCAUUCUCAAGAAGAAGAAGAUAUCAUAGGAUCUUCCACACAAACUCUUGAACAACAAACUAGUCUAUCGAAAAAACAAGUCUCGAAAAAAGAAAAACAAGCCUUACACAGAGAAAAACGGAAAAACAAACAAGCCACAAAAAAAGCCUCAUCUUCCACUCGUGAAUUGCAAAAAACGAAUGAUUUGUCGGACGGAAGUAAUAGUGAGUGCAGUAGUAGUGAAUCUGAGGAUGAGACAACACUCAGUGGGUCCAAGAAGAAAUCAUCAUGUUCAAAUAUUGCUCUCCAAUUUGAAAAUCUUUCGGAAAGACAAAAAGCUCAAUUGAUGCAACAAAAGAAGGUCGUUUCCGAACACAAGAAUAUUAAAGUAGAUCCCAAUGAGAGAGAUAUUUCAUCUUCAUUGGCUACUGUUCGGUUUUUAAGAAAUAAUGAGAAAGGUCUUGAAAAACUCGUUUCCAAUUAUCAUCUCAAAGUGAAGAAGCAUUCACACUUCUCGAAUUUAAUUUCGCUUAAAUAUGACAUGUUGAAGAGUCCUUUUUCUUCUGAAAUUGUUCAAGAAUGUCGAGGUUUAGUUUUAGAUAGAGAUCGAAAUUAUAAGGUUGUGUGUUACCCUUUCAAAAAGUUUUUCAAUUACGGAGAAAAAUAUAAUGCAUCAAAGGACAUUAAUUGGAAAGAAGCAAAAGUCUAUGAAAAAGUGGAUGGAUCUUUAUGCACUUUAUAUUAUUAUGGUGAUAUGUGGUGGAUUUCAACAACUGGAACUGCGAGUGGCAAUGGAUAUCUUCAUAACAAGAAAAAAACAUUCGAUAAAGUGUUUUGGGAUAUUUGGAUGAAUCAACUGCAGUACAAAUUACCUGAUCCAUCCUUAAACAAAAUUUACAUGUUUGAAUUGUUCACAAAAGAACAUGAAAUUGUUGUUAUACCUGACAGAGAUCGAAUCAUUUUAUUAGGAGUUAGAGAUAUGAACACGCUGAAGGAGGAGGACCCACAACCACAUGCAGAGAAAAUGGGUUGGGAAUGUGUUGCAAUGUAUCCAUUAUUGACAUCAAUAGGAAUGGUUUUUGAUGCUGCCAAAAAUUUAGAUCCCUCACAACAUGAAGGAUUUGUGGUGUGUGACAAUAAUUUUAAUAGAAUCAAAAUUAAGAGUCCACGAUAUGUAGCAUUAACACAUUUACUUUCAAUGGACGGAGAGGGAGGUGAGGUUGAUUCAACAGAAGUACUUUUGGACAACCAAGAAAAUUCCCCUAUCAAAAAGAGAAAAAUGUUGCAAAUUGUGAGAAAUAACGAGUCCUCCGAGUUUUUAGUUUAUUAUCCAAAUUUAGAGGAAAUUCAUAAUAUUGUUCGUGGUGAAUAUGAACAGUUUUUGAAACUGACGAAGCAUAUUGUCAAUGACAUCAAAACAAAAUACUACAGCAACAAUGAGGAGGAAAAGUCAAAUAAGGAUGCCAUUUUGAAUUUCAUUCAGCGAAAAUGUCAAAUUGACUAUUGUUCAGAAUUUAUUUCCAUGCUUGCUGGAAAUAUCGCUGCCGACAAAUCGGAAGAGUUGGCGAACGAAAUGAAAUCGAGCAAGAAAUUUGCCAAGCUUAUCAAACACACACUACUAAUUGCAGUGUAUCAGGAGUUAUUUGGGCAAAAAACAUGUGAACAAGUGUACAAGGAUGUAGAGCUUGGCACUUUGUUUGAAUUGAUGAAUUUUUCAACCUCCAUUUAA
This is a messenger RNA of Naegleria fowleri, 1755 nucleotides long. RefSeq lists its product as uncharacterized. The transcript has 2 exons. NCBI's taxonomy places the organism in Eukaryota, Heterolobosea, Eutetramitea, Acrasida, Naegleriidae. The record is from RefSeq and is a predicted model, not a curated record. The coding region runs from base 1 to 1755 and encodes 584 amino acids.